CACCGUCAUGUGGCCUGAUAGCGACGACGACAUUAACGGGGAUGACGAAACGAGCGCUGAAGACGAGGCGGGGGAUGGGGAUAGCGGGGAGGGGGGGAGGGGAUGGCGCGGCGUGGCGCGUGCGGGAGGAGCAUGAGGUGGACGCGCUGAUCGUGCGCGUGCCGUGCGAGGGGCUGUCCGUGCUGAACGCGUCGUGGGCCAGAGACGUGGCGCGCCACCACCUGCUGCUGCUCGCCGCGUCGGGCCUCGCUGCUCAGGCGCAAGCCACGGACUUCCCGUGCUGCUGCUGACGCAUUGCCUGCCGCCGCCCAGCAUCUUCCACUGCCGCCACCUCGUCGCAUCCCUCGCGGGGUCCUGGCUCUUCGCCAUCCCCCCCGCCAUGCGCGCGCGCCUGCGGAACGCGCCCGUCGGCACCUGCCAGCUCUACCCCACGCCGCCCCGCCUCCCCCCUUCCGCUGGCAUCGAGACGCCAGCGGCGAGCAUGAAGAAGCAGGCGUGGCGACGGUGCUGCACUCGAGCGACAAGUACAUCUGCGGCGCGCUCGCGCUGGCGCGGAGCCUGCGGCGCGUGGGCACGCGGCACGAGCUGGUGGCGUUCGUGUCGAAGGAGGUAUCGCAGCGCGCGCAGCGCAGCCUCAAGCUGGCGGGGUGGAGGUGGUGGCCAUCGGGCGCAUGCGCAGCAGCUUCAAGGCCAGCAGCAACUACUGCAAGUGGAACCACAGCAAGCUGCGGCUGUGGCAGUUCUCGGCGUACAGCAAGCUUGUCUUCCUGGACACGGACAUGCUGGUGCUGCGCAACCUGGACCACCUCUUCGCCAUGCCCGAGCUCACCGCCGUCGCCAACAACCAGUUUCAGUUCAACGGCGGGCUGCUCGUCGUCGACCCAGAACCCUGCACCUUCAGCAUGCUCAAGGACGCGCUCGCGCUCUUCGAAACGUAUAGUGGACUGCGAGCAGGGUCUGUUGAAUGAGCUGUACCCGUGGUGCACCGC
Messenger RNA from Closterium sp. NIES-67, 989 nucleotides. NCBI's taxonomy places the organism in Eukaryota, Viridiplantae, Streptophyta, Zygnematophyceae, Desmidiales, Closteriaceae. The record is from the annotation of a GenBank genome assembly.